CUGCUGUCAUUGAUGUAAUUCUGUAGCACUUAGCAAAGCACACAGAGUACCGUAGGCUUUUUCGGAUUUUCUUCAUAAUAAUGGCAACACUGGUGGCAAACAGAGUUAUGGACGUCAACGGCUUGGCAGCUGCUGCGAGGACACACACUCAAGCUGUGACCAGGAAUUACAUCUCUCAACCCAGGCUAACGUACUCCACUGUGUCGGGUGUAAACGGACCUCUGGUAAUCCUGGAUAAUGUUAAGUUCCCUAGAUAUGCUGAGAUUGUUCAUCUGACCUUGCCAGAUGGCACCAAGAGGAGCGGGCAGGUUUUAGAAGUGAUUGGCAGCAAGGCAGUCGUCCAGGUGUUUGAGGGAACAUCAGGCAUUGACGCCAAAAAGACGGCCUGCGAGUUCACUGGAGAUAUCCUGCGAACCCCGGUGUCAGAGGACAUGUUGGGGCGGGUGUUCAACGGUUCCGGCAAACCCAUUGAUCGUGGCCCCAGCGUUCUGGCUGAGGACUACUUGGACAUUAUGGGUCAGCCUAUCAAUCCUCAGUGCCGUAUCUACCCCGAGGAGAUGAUUCAGACUGGCAUCUCGGCCAUCGAUGGAAUGAACAGCAUCGCCAGAGGACAGAAGAUCCCCAUUUUUUCUGCUGCUGGGUUGCCCCACAACGAGAUUGCUGCUCAGAUCUGUCGUCAGGCUGGCCUCGUGCAGAAGUCCAAGGAUGUGAUGGACUACAGUGCUGAGAACUUUGCUAUCGUUUUUGCAGCCAUGGGGGUCAACAUGGAAACUGCUCGCUUCUUCAAGUCUGAUUUUGAGGAAAAUGGCUCCAUGGACAACGUCUGCCUCUUCCUGAACCUGGCCAACGAUCCAACCAUCGAGCGCAUCAUUACACCCCGCCUGGCACUGACCACUGCAGAGUACCUGGCCUACCAGUGUGAGAAGCAUGUCCUGGUCAUCCUCACUGACAUGAGCUCCUACGCUGAAGCUCUGAGAGAGGUCUCUGCUGCCCGAGAGGAAGUGCCCGGCCGUCGAGGCUUUCCUGGCUACAUGUACACCGAUCUGGCCACCAUCUAUGAACGUGCCGGCCGAGUGGAGGGUAGAAAUGGCUCCAUCACCCAAAUUCCCAUUCUCACUAUGCCUAAUGACGAUAUCACCCAUCCCAUCCCUGAUCUUACUGGAUACAUCACAGAGGGUCAGGUCUACGUGGACAGACAGCUGCACAACAGACAGAUCUACCCUCCUAUUAAUGUGUUGCCCUCGCUGUCACGUCUGAUGAAGUCUGCCAUUGGUGAAGGGAUGACCAGGAAGGACCACGCUGAUGUGUCCAACCAGCUGUACGCCUGUUACGCCAUCGGUAAGGAUGUCCAGGCCAUGAAGGCUGUGGUGGGAGAAGAAGCCCUCACCUCUGACGACCUGCUCUACCUGGAGUUCCUGCAGAAGUUUGAGAAGAAUUUCAUUGCUCAGGGCCCGUACGACAACAGGACGGUGUAUGAAACCCUGGACAUCGGCUGGCAGCUGCUGCGAAUCUUCCCCAAAGAGAUGCUCAAGAGGAUUCCUCAGAGCACUCUGGCUGAGUUCUACCCCAGGGAGUCCGCCGCCCGCCACUGAGGCAUUCUUACAGAUCUUCUGCUUCAAGCCUGCCCCCCCCCCCCCCCCCCCCGCAUUGCUGUUUAUUUCCUCCUCACCCCACAGCCUUAGACUUCAAGGGAGUGUUAAAGGCAGAUGUUCGUCAAGCCUCCACCCAUCCCAGACUCCACUUCCUCUUUCUCCUCCUCCUUAGUCGUCUUUAUUUCCAUGAAUCAUUGCACCCUGUGGCACCCCCACCUCCCCACCCCCAAACAAGAACAGGGCAAAAAUCCCCCCAGUGCGUAGGUGUACCGUAGUGUAUCAGUGUUCUGAAGUUGUGGAUGAAGUGUCGAUGGUUCCAUUACCUACUUUUGAUCACAUAUCACAAUAAUUUUAGAUCAGUCUUUAUUUAUUUGCUUAUUACUUCUGAUUCUUCUUCUUUUGUUUCUCUCUUUUAAUAAAUGCUUUGUAUCCCCACCCCCCGGUAAGAAGAGGAUCAAUGUCACCGUAUCGCUGUUAGCUGAAGGCGACUUUUUUUAAACCUGUACGCUUAUGUUUCUGAUCAUUGUGCAUCAGUUUAUUUCAGAAAGCUGCUGUAUCGUUCCAUCUUUUUCUGAUUUUACAUUUCAGCAGAACAUUUAAUAAACGGAUGAACUAGGGCCACAAGCAGAGAUCAAAUUUUACUCUAUGUUCCCAAAUAACUUUCACUUUUUUGUUGUUCCCUCUCAUAAAACAUCGUGUUUACAUCUUUUGUGUUUUGUUGACAAAGUAAGACUAUAUAAAAGUAUAUUAAACAUUCCCAGCUGUUUGCAGUAAUUAUGUUUGUUGUGCAGCCAUAAUGUUUUGUGAGUGUAUGUAUCUGUGAAUAGAUUAAAUUAUACG
Nematolebias whitei (Rio pearlfish) is the source of this 2432-nucleotide messenger RNA. RefSeq names its product ATPase, H+ transporting, lysosomal, V1 subunit B, member a (gene atp6v1b2a). Bases 81 to 1592 code for a protein of 503 amino acids. The transcript is spliced from 14 exons. Gene Ontology annotation, molecular function: proton-transporting ATPase activity, rotational mechanism; ATP binding. NCBI's taxonomy places the organism in Eukaryota, Metazoa, Chordata, Actinopteri, Cyprinodontiformes, Rivulidae. Gene Ontology annotation, biological process: ATP metabolic process; proton transmembrane transport. The record is from RefSeq and is a predicted model, not a curated record. Gene Ontology annotation, cellular component: proton-transporting V-type ATPase, V1 domain.